AUGGGCUUCAAAUAUCGGGCAAAGCAGUCAUGUCACGAAACCUUCUCUGAAAAGGAACCUCAACUUGCACCCGAGUGUGUCACCACAGAGAUGAGAAUAGAGAGCACUUACCAGCAAUCUCGCGAGAACGCUCUCCUUCUUCGCAAAGAUAAGCACCCAAGAUCAAUAUUAUCACCGCCCGAGAUUACAAUUGAAGAGUACAUUCUUUUCAAGAACAAGGUGACAUGCAACAGCAAUCUUCCUCGGGUUCAAGCAAAUCAGGCUACUGACGACUCAACAAUUCCCGCAAAUUUGACAAUCCCUGCUCAAGACGAAGCAUACUCGUAUCUAUUCCAGAGCCUGUCUGGUAAAUGCCAUGGCCUGAACCUAGUCACAUACCCAGCUUCUGCUACCGGUGACGAAGAUGUCAUGGACAAAAACGGUGCAUCCUCUUUCAUUGCCUCAUCCUCCACAUGUGUUCGCAUUGGAGCGGUUGUCUACGUCAAGCCGGGCACAGCAUGUCGCGAUUGGAAAGAUAUCGAGAUGGGAUUAGAGCGUAUCUUCAAACAUGCAGCCGCAAAGAACGGCAAUAACGCGACGGCUUGGCAAUUUGAAGGUGUCGCCUUUGAAGUUUGGGAAGCAACCUGA
This is a messenger RNA of Talaromyces atroroseus, 627 nucleotides long. RefSeq lists its product as hypothetical. Lineage: Eukaryota; Fungi; Ascomycota; Eurotiomycetes; Eurotiales; Trichocomaceae. The transcript has a single exon. The record is from RefSeq and is a predicted model, not a curated record. The coding region runs from base 1 to 627 and encodes 208 amino acids.